Arabis nemorensis is the source of this 603-nucleotide messenger RNA. NCBI's taxonomy places the organism in Eukaryota, Viridiplantae, Streptophyta, Magnoliopsida, Brassicales, Brassicaceae. The record is from the annotation of a GenBank genome assembly.
AUGGCCUCCUUUGAUGGGCCAGGGUUUAGUAUGGUUGAUAAGUCUUGGAUCCAGACCAAAGCCAUUGAUGUUGGAUCAUCGACCGAUAUCUCUCCUUACCUUUCCCGUAUCCUAGAAGAUUGCGUCUGGAAUGGAAACCGGGCCAUUGUCUUCGAUGUCUAUUGGGAUGUCGAAUCUGUUAACACAAAGUCCAAAUGGCGUCUAUCCUCGGUGAAGUUCAGCACGAAAAACCUAUGUCUCUUCCUCCGUCUUCCAAACCAGUUCAAUGAUAAUCUCAAGGAUCUUUACCGCUUCUUUGCUUCCAAAUUCGUCACAUUUGUCGGGGUCCAGAUUCAAGAAGACCUCGUUUUGCUUAAAGAGAAUCACGGUAUUGUGAUCCGGAGCUCUUUGGAGAUUGGGAAAUUAGCAGCUGUUGCCCGAGGAACUCCAAUUGUUGAGUUCCUUGGAACCAGAGAGUUAGCUCACAAGAUUCUUUGGUAUGACAUGAGCCGGCUUGAUUCGAUUCAGUCAAAGUGGGAUGAAGCAGAGACUAAUGAUCGUCUUGAAGCAGCAGCGAUUGAAGGUUGGCUUAUUUACAAUGUCUACGAUCAAUUGCAGCAGUGA